AUGGAGCGAGAAUCCCAGAUGGAGGUUUUGGAAAAGACAUUGCCGCGAUCAGAUGUGAGUGGUUCCAAGUUUCGAGUUACUGCGGACGGAAACGAGGCUUUGCAGAGGGGAACUGAGAUUUUCGAACAAGUCCAGCGCCGCCAGCGGCAUAUCAUGCAACCCUCGCAGUACGAGUUGGAAACAGAGAUCGGCAAAGAUAAAGCCAUUCAAUGGUUUGGAACAUUUUACAAGCGCAUGAUGGCAGAUCCGCGAAUGGCAGUUCUGUUCAACAACAAAGACUCGGAAGCCAACGUGUCGGCGUUGGUCCAUGGAAAGCGCCUUGCAUUGGCACUAUGGAGUCGCUGGACCGACGACCAAUCAUAUUAUCACGAGGUAGGCAACAACAUGUUUCGCCGUCUACAGGAAGGGCACACCCGUGCCAAACAAUGUCCUAUGCGCAGCAAAAGAUUGCAGGGGCGAGGCUUCACCACGGCACAACGCAACAGCUGGUUGGGACAUUUGUGGUUGGCCGGCAAAGAAAGCAGCAUCCCACCAAAACUUAAUGACCAGGUUGUCCAGCAUCUAGCUACACUGAUCGGCUUCUAUGGACCUUUCGUGGAAGCCAACUCCAAGGCAUGA
Molecule: messenger RNA, 618 nt
Organism: Seminavis robusta
Lineage: Eukaryota; Bacillariophyta; Bacillariophyceae; Naviculales; Naviculaceae
Source: the annotation of a GenBank genome assembly